Messenger RNA from Kalmanozyma brasiliensis GHG001, 3234 nucleotides. Its product is annotated as Glycine cleavage system P-protein, N-terminal. Gene Ontology annotation, molecular function: glycine binding; pyridoxal phosphate binding; glycine dehydrogenase (decarboxylating) activity. Gene Ontology annotation, biological process: glycine decarboxylation via glycine cleavage system. The transcript has a single exon. The record is from RefSeq and is a predicted model, not a curated record. Gene Ontology annotation, cellular component: mitochondrion; glycine cleavage complex. The coding region runs from base 1 to 3234 and encodes 1077 amino acids. Lineage: Eukaryota; Fungi; Basidiomycota; Ustilaginomycetes; Ustilaginales.
AUGAUCGCUUCGUCCGUCCUGGCGCGAUCGCGCGUCGCCGCCGCUCGGUCCAUUCGAAGCGUGCCUCUCGCAUCGAGCUCACGCAUCACCUUGCCCUCCAGCGCUCGUCUUCAUACCGUUGCUGCGGCAUCGACCCAAGCUCUUCCUUCCAAGCGACGAGGGCUCGCCACGCUCAGCUCCACCGAGAACGCCCCCGAGCUUGGCGCCCGCCACGUUGCCAAGUCCAUCUUUGCCCCGCUCGACACCUUCGAGGCUCGUCAUGUCGGCCCCAGGGACCAGGACUCGGCCAAGAUGCUCGAGGCUCUUGGCUACUCGGAGAUGGAGCAGCUCAUCGCCGAUACCGUCUCGCCCAAUGUGCGUCUCGCUGACGAGGCCUCCAACUACGACCAGAUCAAGCCUCUCUCCGAGAGCGAGCUCGCUCAGCGCGCAGAGACCAUCGCAAAGAUGAACCGCCCAUUCAAGAGUCUCAUCGGCAUGGGCUACCAGAACACCCUCGUACCUCCCGUCAUCCUCCGCAACGUCCUCGAAAACCCUGCCUGGUACACCAGCUACACCCCUUACCAGCCAGAGAUCUCCCAGGGCCGUCUCGAGUCGCUCAUCAACUUCCAGACCAUGGUUAAGUCGCUCACUGGGCUCGACCUUGCCAACGCAUCGCUCCUCGAUGAGGGCACUGCCGCUGCCGAGGCCAUGAUCCUUGCCUACGGACAGACCAAGAGCAAGAGAAAGACGUUCCUCGUCGACCGUGGUGUUCUGCCUCAGACUCUCGCUGUGCUUCGCCAGCGUGCCAAGGGUUUCGGUAUCAAGGUGGUCUCCACCGAGCUGCGCACUCCUGAAGGCCACCGCCUGCCUCCUGCCGACCAGAUCCCCCGCGAAGACAUCAUCGGUGCUCUCGUUCAAUACCCCGACGUCGACGGACGUCUCACCGACUGGGAGGCGCUGGCCAAGGAGAUCAAGGGUUUGGGCGGUAUGACCAUCGCUGCUACGGACUUGCUGGCGCUCACCAUGAUCAAGCCUCCUGGCGAGUGGGGUGCCGACAUCGCUCUCGGCAACGCUGCUCGCUUCGGUGUGCCUCCCGGAUUCGGUGGUCCCCACGCCGCCUUCUUUGCCGUUCGCGACUCAAUCAAGCGCAAGAUUCCCGGUCGUCUCGUCGGUCUCAGCAAGGACGCUCGUGGUGAGCCCGCCUACCGACUUGCGCUCCAGACGCGAGAGCAGCACAUUCGUCGUGAGAAGGCCACCUCCAACAUCUGCACUGCUCAGGCUCUUUUGGCCAACAUGUCCGCCAUGUACGCCGUCUACCACGGUCCCGACGGUCUGCGCAAGAUCGCCGCCAAGGUGCACGCCCUCACCCGCCUGCUCAAGCAUGAGCUGACCGAGCUCGGUGUUCGCGUCGUCAACCGUGACGGUGCCUUUUUCGACACGCUCACCAUCGACCUGAGCAAGGCUGGUGUCGGUGCCGUCCGCAUCCACGAGGAGGCCAAGAAGGCCGAGAUUAACCUGCGCCGCAUCAGCGACACCCGCGUCGGCAUCACGCUCGACGAGACGGUCAGCAUCGAGCAGCUCACCGACGUGCUCAACGUGUUCGCAUUCGCCCUCAAGAAUGUCAAGUCCGGCGAGGUGCCCUACAAGCCCGAGGAUUUGCUGCAGAUCGCCUCUUCCAUCGGCCUUGACGCCUCCUCCACCGAGACGCUCACCAUUUCCUCCUCGCUCCAGACCGCCUCUACGGAGUCCGCAAACCUCCCCGCGGUGCCGGACUUUGCCCGAACCUCCAAGUUCCUCCAGCAGCCUGUUUUCUCCGCGCACCGCUCCGAGACCCAGAUGCUGCGCUACAUCCACUCGCUCCAGGCCAAGGACCUCUCGCUCGUCCACGCCAUGAUCCCCCUCGGCUCCUGCACCAUGAAGCUCAACUCGACCUCGAGCAUGAUGCUCAUCUCCAAGCCGGAAUUCUCGCAGCUCCACCCCUUCGCACCCGAGGACCAGGCGCAAGGGUACGACGUGCUCAUCCGCGAGCUCGAGCGUGAUCUCUGCCUCAUCACCGGUUUCCCCGCCGUGUCGCUGCAGCCCAACUCGGGUGCGCAGGGCGAGUUUGCCGGUCUGUCCGUCAUCCGUGCGUACCACGAGAGCAAGGGGGAGGGCAAGAGGGACGUGUGUUUGAUCCCCACCAGUGCGCACGGCACGAACCCGGCGAGCGCCAUCAUGGCCGGUAUGCGCGUCGUGCCCGUCAAGACCAAGGCGGAUGGCUCGAUCGAUCUCGAGGACCUCCGAAGCAAGGCCGAGCAGCACAAGGAUGUGUUGGCGGCCACCAUGAUCACCGAGCCCGCGACGACGGGCUGCUACUUCCGCGACAUCCAGGAGGCGUUCCGGAUCGUCCACGACAAUGGCGGACAGGUGUAUUUGGACGGAGCCAACCUGCAGGCGCAGGUGGCGCUGACCAACCCAGCUAUCAUGGGCGCGGACGUUACGCACUUGAACUUGCACAAGACGUUCUCGAUUCCGCACGGCGGUGGUGGACCGGGAGUGGGACCCAUUUGCGUUGCUGAGCACCUGGCGCCUUUCUUGCCCGGACACCCGCUCGCCUCGACGGGAGGCGAGAUGGCGAUCGACCCCAUCUCCGCCGCUCCCUGGGGUAGCGCUUCGAUUCUGACCAUCGCAUGGGCGUACAUCAAGAUGCUCGGCUGGCACGGCCUGAAGAAGUCGACCGAGACCUCGCUGCUCGCGGCCAAUUACGUCGCACACCGCCUCAAGGACCAUUACAAGCUCAAGUACACCGGCGACCGCGGUCGUGUCGCACACGAGCUGCUCAUCGACGUCGCCGAGUUCGAAUCCGAAGGACUCAAGGUGAUGGACUUUGCGAAGAGGUUGAUCGACUACGGCUUCCACCCGCCCACGUGCUCCUGGCCUAUCUCGACGGGUCUGCUGAUCGAGAUCACCGAGAGCGAGAGUUUGCAGGAGAUCGACAGGUUGAUCGAGGCGUUCAUUUCCAUUCGUCAGGAGGUGGAGGAGAUUCGACAGGGUAAGCAGCCCAAGGAUGACAAUCUGCUCAAGAACGCGCCGCAUACGAUUCACGCCAUUACCGAGGGCGAGUGGACCAGGCCGUACUCGAGAGAGCGAGCGGUGUACCCGGUGGCAGAACUCAAGAAGAACAAGUUCUGGCCCCCCGUCAGCAGGAUCGACGACGCGUUCGGUGACAGGGUGCUCGUGUGCGAGUGCGGUGGCGUCGAAGACUAUGUCAACUAG